This is a messenger RNA of Closterium sp. NIES-65, 1149 nucleotides long. The record is from the annotation of a GenBank genome assembly. NCBI's taxonomy places the organism in Eukaryota, Viridiplantae, Streptophyta, Zygnematophyceae, Desmidiales, Closteriaceae.
AUGGCUACCCCCAGUGUUCUCGCUAUUGACGCUGAGGGUCGGGCCAUUGACUUUGAGGUCUGGGUAGAUGACCUGCAGCUUUUCCUACAGUGCGAUAGGGCAGACGGUCUCUCCCUCUUUGACCUCACCUCUGGCGCCUCUCCUGCCCCUGCUGCUGACGCUGACGCCACUGUUCGCUCCCAGUGGGCCACGCGCGAUGCUGCUGCACGUCUUGCUGUGCGUCGCCACCUGCCUACCACUCAGCGCGCGCACUUUAGUCAGUACAAGAGUGCUCAGACCUUGUACGACGCUGUAGUUGCGCGCUACUCCUCCCCUGCCACUGCUGCACUGAGCCGCCUCAUGCUACCGUACCUCUUCCCUGACCUUGCUGCCUUUCCCACAGUCGCUGACCUCAUUACGCACCUCCGCACUAGUGACACUCGCUACUGUGCUGCGCUUCCUGCUGAGGACCACUUCCUCUCAGUCUGUCCCACCACUCUCACUGUUGACCUCCUAGAGAAGGCCCUCCUAGCAGCGGAGAAGAGCAUAGUCGCUGUAGGAGCCUCUCGUGGUGACCCUCGCACCCCCAUCUUUGAGGGGUGUUCCCCUUCCCCCCUCUUGCCCUCUGUCGCCUCUGCUGCUGCGGCCGACCUCGUUGGUCUUGAGUCGGUCGGUGCGGCGUCUGCCCCUAGCGGGAGACGCCGCUCUGGCAAGGGCAAGGGGGGCAAGGGCGCGGGUGGAGCUAGCGGGGGUGGUGGAGGUGGCGGUGGAGGCGGCGGAGGGAGUGGGGGUGGCGGUGGGAGUGGUGGCGGGGGUGGAGGUGUCGGUGGCAGCAGUGGAGGCGCAGGCGGCGGAGGCGGUAGCGGUGGUAGCGGAGGCGGCGGUGGUGGCGGAGGUGGAGGAGGCGGUGGUGGAGGAGGUGGAGGUGGUCGGGGUGGCGCUUCGCAGCGGAGCAACUCUUGUGGUGGUCAGCGCCAGCAGCAGCAGCAGCAGCAACGUUCUCGUGACAUUCCCCCCCCUCAGCAGCUCCAUGAGUGGUACGCGCAGCGUCAGCGUGGUGGGGGUUUUGGUCCGUGCACCUACGUCCUUCGCUCCGGCAACCGCGCGGGUGAGCAGUGUGGGGGUGCCCACCCCACCCAGCGCUGCUUUGGCCGCCUGACGGACGCUUAG